AUGGAGUCUCUCGAGGAAGGGGAAGUGGCCGUGACUUCGCAGCCCUCCAACGAGUCAGAGUUGCAGCUGUACCGCGUGCUGCAACGAGCCAACCUCCUGAACUACUACGACACGUUCAUCAGUCAAGGAGGUGACGACGUGCAGCAGCUGUGCGAGGCCGGCGAAGAGGAGUUCCUCGAGAUCAUGGCGCUGGUGGGCAUGGCCUCCAAACCCCUCCACGUGCGCCGGCUGCAGAAGGCGCUGCAGGAGUGGGUCUCCAAUCCCGUCGUACCGGCUCGCGUGGACGACGCCACAGCCAUGUUCCAGAUUCCGCUGAUGCCAAACCUCCCGCCCUCUGUCGCGGCGGGUUUUCCAGCCCUCACCGGUCGGGGGCUGAUGGGCACCCCCACCCCCACGCCCACCCCCACCCGCCCUUCACCGCCCAUGAUUACCGCCAGCAUCCACCCAAACCACAACUCUAGUCCAGGCAUCACUAAGGAUUCGAUGCCCAAUAUGAACAGCAACAGCGUGGGCGGCGUGCGCGACGUCUCGGGCGUGCCCUCCACCCACUCCCUGCCGCUGACCACCGCCUCCACCACCCCCGCCCUGCCCACCUCAACCAUCGCCGGCUGCACUUCCAACGCCCGUGACGGACCCUUGGGUCUGGGAGCAGCCGGGAUGGGCGGUCCUAUGCCUGGCAUGGGCGGGGCGCCAAUUGGUGGCAUGGGAGCGGGCACAGGGGGAGGCAUCGGGGGCUCAAGAGGGCCCUCCCCCCACCACACCUCCCCCACACACCCCGGCAUCAUCCCGCCCACCUCAGUCGGUCUUCAGAACUGCCACGGUACAAUGUCGGCUGAUAAGAAUGCAGAGUUUUUUCUCCCACUCAUGAAGAGCACGGGUGUUGAGCACCACCACCAGUACCCCCCUCCCCCCGGCUCCCCACUGCAGCUCACGCCUGUGCUGCUCAAUUCACAAGUGGACAGGCUGGCGGACACGGCCUACGAGCUGGUGCGCAAUCUGCCCCCGUUCGAGCCCAAGACACAACAACAACUAAACAACAACAACAAGCGCAAGAUGUCCAAAGAGCUCGAGUACAUAAUGAAUAUGAGUGAGGACGACCCGCGGAGGAUGGAGGAGAUACGCAAAUACGCCGCCAUCUACGGUCGCUUUGACUGUAAGAGGAAACCGGAGAAGCCGUUGACACUGCACGAGGUGGUGCGAGACUCCGGCUACCAGUACUCCAAGGGACACUCGAGGUCGCAGACGGUGGUGGGAGGACGCGAGGACGAGCCCAAAAACAAGCGUUCGAGAUCCGACUCUGGUCACGACGCCGGCGACCUCAAGAACGAUCUGCAGUGGAAGAAGAGACAGGAGCGUCUGGAGGCCAUCAGUGAGGAGCUGCGGCAUAUGAGCGAGCGAGCGGAGGAGGUGCGAACGAGCCUCUCCUCCGGCAGCGGGGAUGUGACGGCGCUCACCUCCCAGAUGGACGCCCUGCAGACCCGCCACUCGCAGCUCACCCUCGAACAAAAUGAACUCCUGAAGGCGCAACGCAAGGCGAAGAGUGACCGCGUCUCUGUCUGCAGCGAGGACAGAGAGAGAGGCGAGGAUUCUGAUUCACAGUUCUCCUACAGCGGCGCCAGUUCGCCUUCACAGUCGUACCUACAGCAGUUGGUGCAGGACACUCUAGUCGACGAAGGUCUCCGUGUGGUCAAGGAGUCCCUAAACCAACAGAAAGACCCUGUCUCUGGCGCCCGUAACCAAGACUCCUCUUCCUACCCGCGCGCCCCUCCACAGCAGGGGUUGCAACAGGACGGAGUAGGGGCCAAGCACAACUCGACUCCCUCAGGCACAGUGCCCACCUCCACCUCGGCCGCUCAGGGCAGACUCGUGUCCCCCCCAACCACCUACUCAGAAAUGUUCUCCUACCCAGAGAAUAAGGUGAGGAAGGUGCUCUCCUCCAGCCAGGGCAACAUCAUUGCUGUGGCCAACCCGGCGCUCUCCAUGUCUGCGGCGAUGGCCAACUCGCAGCUCAGCGACGAGGAGCGCCACAUCUCGGCGCUGUACACCCUCAGCCAGACUGCAGGGGCGUCCGCGGCAUCACGGAGUAACUCUAUCAAGCAGGAGCCAAACUCCCCCGGGGCCACCAAGCAGGAGUAGUUGCGCCGAUACAUCCUACCCGGUGAGAGGACCUUUCCCUCUUGCCAGCCUCCACAACCCUUUUCUGCACCGGGGCACCAGUUCACCGGACCUGCACCACCAACCCCCUCCGCUGGGCACUUCCCGCCCAAUCCUCAUCACCGCUACUCAGGCGUUCCUCGAGCAUGACGGGACGCAUGGAGCAUCAGAGUUCCUCCCCAGCCAACGCAACACUACCACAGCAUCUGAGCAUCGGCAUCCAAGUUUCCAGUGCUAUGGAUGAUGUACUUCACCACCACUGGAAAUAUACUACAGUUCCCUGGAGAUACAAUGAAUGUGUUAAAACCCAACUCCAGCCCCAGCCCGCCGCCUUCGGGUUCGGCGCUCCGGAGAGCCUCGUGUUUGUCUUGCUGCAGCCGCACCGCUGCGCCUGACGCACCCGAACUCUCCUCAUAUUUAGUAUUUGUAGUUAAGGUUUUUAUCCUCAGUCCAGUAGUGGUGAUCUGUCCGCAGUGAGACGCAUGCUAAAGAGAUCAACACGGACAGCAGACAAGAGUGAUUACAAGAACUCUGGUCUUGGUGUGUAAGAAUAGUGUCGCGUGCGUGCGGGUCACAGAAUAAGCCAUAUAUUGGUUGGCAAUGGAAAAGAAAAUUACGUAAGAGGACAAGUUGUAUCUAGACGUGACGUUAAUCAUUAAGUAACAUUCAUUAUAACAGUCUUGAUUUAUGUCAAAACAAAAAUAUCUGUCAAGAGAUUGCAUUAUGUUUACAGAAAAGAAAUGUGAGGCUUCAGAGUUCAUUUUGAGAUUAUGUGUUUUCGCAGAAGUUAUGAAAUGCAUUGUCUUUAUGUGAAGUUUCAGAAACUUCUUGAGACUUUUGCCAAAGAAUAGUCGAGAAUUAAGUAAAUGCAGACUGCUUGGAGCGUCGUCGCUGAUGUGGAAGAAAGUAACUUCUGGUUCCUUAACAGUACAAUGUGAACACUUAUAAUUUUGUUCCCCAGACAGAUCAGAUAGUUACUUAAACAGUUCUUAAGCCUGGGAACACUCCAAGCCCAGCAUCCCUCACAGCGGAGCACACGACAACCCACCGUGCAGGACCUGCGCGUGGACACCCUCGAGGAACUUCAACAAAUUACUCGAAGCCUCUUUUUUUUAGUACAAGUAUGAAGCCGUCAAGCACCCUCACCUCAGUACUCUACGGUAGCCUCGUCUGCCGCCUCCCCUGCAUCUCCAGACACCCCCAUCUCACUCAUGUCUCGCAGGGGGAGGCCACAGGAGGCCCAUUGAAGAUAUCAAGCCGGUUUGCAUAUUGAUCUCAGCCUGACCGUGACCGUUAUGCGUCAAGGAACACAUGGGAUCGCCACCUUACAAUAUCCUAGACACUGAUUUAAAAAGAAAAAAAGAAAAGAAAGAAAAGAAAAAUGCCAUUAUCAUUCGUACUCCAAGCUCAGGACUACAAAAUCUGUCGUCAAGUUAAUUUCACUUUGAGUAAUCAUUGACUUGAUGAUCUGUAUGCCGCAUUCACGCUUGGCGAUAGACUUUUUCUGUUGUCCUUACUAUUAGCACGAAAUUAAAUACCUACCUAUCAGAUUCCCACAGUGAUGCACCCGGAAUGGAACUCCAGGAAGUUGAGGUGAAUUUGGUCAACUUUGCUCUGUUGCCGUGAUUCUGUUUUCUCUGUCCAUUAUUUCAAGCCUCAGCUGCGAUCUGUAGUUCCUUGUUACUCGUGGCACCCAGCCAGACCCUAACACUGUGAAGCGUUGUGGGGUGGGCAGUGGGACAGCCGGGCGGUGCUUAAACAGUGCGUUGAAAAUCCAUUCUAGUGUUGGUAAGGCCCCAGUCCUGGCAGUCAUCGUUAUCAUCAGUCACCAACAUAAUCACACACGCAAGCAAGCACGGGGGGACCGGCUUUCAUAAACCUACGUUGGUGUGGCCUAGAGGGGGUGUGAGGCGUUAGCGCUUACUCAGCUUGCCUCCAAUAUACAUACCUCCCUUUCCCCUCAGCCGCUCUCCCAAAACUCGCGAUAUGCUGUACACAACAUGUCAUGCAGUUUUCGUGCUUCAUCCCAGAUUUUCCUCCGCCUCGAGUAAAGUAGGCUCCUCAUGUACCCAGCCUCGAACUCGGGGCUUUCUGACAAUUGCGUGGGAGUUGACUGUGAUAAGUGAGCGACGCUGCCAGCCACACGGGCGGCGGGUGCUGUCCGGUAUUCGACUCAUCUCUCCAGCUCGAGGCUUCAAGGUGUGGCACUUGACUGAUUCCAUCACAGCUAUAAUUUGUUCAUCUCUAAAUUAAAACAUGUAAAUAUAUUUUCGCCUCAGCUAGGUAAAUGAAAACUGAGUGAGCGUGAUCAAGGUGUAUCACGAACUCAACAGGCAAGACGUCCAGCUACGAGGUCUCGAGACAUGGAGUGCUGAGUCGAGCAGGACAGACGAUAAUUGCUUUGCAUUUGUGAACUUUAGGCGACGAGAUACUGAUUCCUGUAGUAAGUGUAGAUAUUAACUUAGAAUGAUGUACUGUAGUUCACAUGGCUUCCUUAGCGGAGCCUAGUCGGUGUACCUGUCUACAAAUUAUGUAAAGUGGAGAGCGGGAGUGGGUUCUAUUUCUAAUGCUGAUGAAACUGCGAUUUGAAAGACAUCUGAAUCAUUGUGGCCACCUGACGGAGGCCAGGAGGUCUUGCUAGUCUGCCCCUGUCGGCGAUCCAGCAACCCCUUGGCCGGCCGCACCGCCGCGGAGCCGCCACCCACAGGCGGACCGUCAAAUACUGAUUUUCGAUAGCCCAGACAUGUCACAACAGCUGCGCGCCACAAGUGUCUGGUGCAAUUAUUUCUUUGUAUCUCUUUGGUUAGGAUCUAGUCCUCCCUUUCACUCAGUACAAUGUUAUAUUUCGCAUUUUGGAGAGAAAAAAACUAGUGGAGGAUGUUUUAAUUUAUUAUUGUCUUUAUUAUUAUUAUUAUUAUUAUUAUCAUUAUUAUUAUUAUUAUUAUUAUUAUUAUUAUUAUUAUUAUUAUUAUUAUUAUUAUUAUUAUCGUCAUUAUCAUCAUCAUCAUCAUCAUCUAACUGUAAGAACGAAGUUUAGAGUCAGUAGGUCGCAGCGAGUAAUUGUUCUGCCUGUCACUGUUCGGAACACCAAUGAACGUGCGUACCGCAAUGGAGGGAAGCCAGUGUUGAAUGCACCUCCAUCAAGCUUGACCUGAAACCCGAAGCUGCAGGUCCGUCCCGAGAGGUAGGUUGUCGGUCGGUGUCCUGAGUCGCCAGGGACCGCCGGGAGACGACGGUGAAAAAUAUCGAAAAACAUUUUUGACACAAUUUUUUUUAUAUCUAGUGGCCUCUGUAGACUACCUCGAUGCUGAUCCCUGAUAAAAUACGGUUUAAAGCUGGGUCUGGUCCCCUGAGGUAAUGAGGUCAACGGAAUUAAAAGAUUUGUCAUGUUAAGAGCACUUGUCCGAUUCUUUAGUUCAGUAGUGUAAACAUUUUUUUCGUCAGGGCUCUAGUUCUCCACAGGGAAUCAACCCGAGUUAAUCAAAGCAUAACUCCAGCUCGGAAUCGUUUCAAAUAUCGUCGCCUGAUACUUUUUAGUGUGUGCGUAUGUAUGUAUAUUUUGAUUAGUUUUCGUGGCACGUGUAAGACCCACACAUGUUGCAGGCAUAAGAUGAGGGAAAUAUUUCGUUCACUUGAUGUAUAGGGUUUGGACUGAAUUAAACAUACAGUAUCAUGUGCUACUAUAGUGCAAGCAACUAAGUGCACAAAUAACACCAGUAAUUACACCAAGUGAUAUAAAGGCAAAAAAUUAUUUUAUUAUCUGAUGAGUAUGGCAUCAAUUUUCUUUUACGGGUGAAUCAAAGAAAGCGUGAUCCCCAUUUUCUAUCAUUUUGUAAUCUACUACUGUAGUAUUGUACGUAAACAUAUGUGCCUGCAUUACUCUAAUACAAACAUUUGAAAUGUAUAUAUAUGAAUUUAAAACCAUGUAUAUGACGAAUAGAUACAAGAACGAUAUAUACAUGUAUAAACAGUUCUAGAUCAUGCGCAAUUUGCGGUGUUGAGAAAUCGCUGGAUGAAAAGGUGUCACGUGACUCAGUAGCUACCAGUCAGCUUCACCCAGACGAGUCGAGCAGUAUUGUCUCGAAGCUUGUAACAUCCGCCGUGUUAGUAUGACAUUAUUCAGCCAUGGAUUAUACGCUGAUAGUGGUGAAUCUGCACUGUGACUGAAACAAUCAUUACUGAAGCUGCAGACAGGUAUGUGAAGUGACAUGAAGUGGGUAUUACCGAGACUGGAGACCUCACGGCCUGAUAGGAAGCCAUUUUAUAUUGGUGAAAGUCCUUGUUUCCUUUUAUAUCUUCCGAAGGGAGGACCAAACUGAUUAUAGUACAAUAAGAUCUAGUAAGUCAGUUUGCCCCAAGCUAGGCAAAAGUCUAGUUUUACUAAAUUUCGGGCAGAGACGCAGGACGCAGGAACCUGUUAAUUAUGACACUCAAUAGUGAUAGUCAUCUCACUUCAGUCUCCAAGUUCAUUAUGACGUACUAUUUAGCGGUAGUACUAGUAGCCGGCAUUCAGGGGAAGUGACGCUAUGCUAUGUUGGGCCACUCGAACGGCCAAGCUGGCCACACGCAGGAGCAACAACAGUAGAAGUGGUGAUUAGCUUUGUGAGUGCAGGCAGAAUAGUUGCCGCUGAUCGGACCUUUCGCAGCACCAACUAGGCUGAUGAGUCGAUUUGAGAAUUAGAGGUCAUUUUGCAGUAGUAGAGGUUGUGAGCGUUGUACACUUCCCUUAACCGAUUCACAUGAUUGUGUUUUCUUAACAUUUCUCACGAGUUCAUACCAGUGACUCCCUCCGUACGCCGUCAUCAUACCGCAAAAGUUGUUUCUUCAUUACAGUUAAUAGCAUCGUUCGUUUGCCGUCAUACAACUCACUUAAAUAUUUCAUCGAUACACUGCAAAGUCCGGUCAUCAUAUAAAAAGAAAAAAAAAAAAACUAAAACCGCAAAAGUUCCAAAAGAUGUACAUUAUUGUGAAUAUACCCACUCGCCCGCCCGCCCAAAAAUCCCUUUCCUGCCCCAGUGUCGCUAGACAAGCCAACUUGUGACUGAGUACAUUACUGUUUGUAAAUACUUAUAACUCACGCUGCCCUUGCCCUCCACCCUUUCUCCCUUAUACCAGAGCGUGGCCACGAAGGAGGCCGCGUGCCUCUCGGCCCUCGCCAUACACUACAUGCAUACAGGCUGCUCAUGACAACGAGCUGCUUGUCUGGCCUAGGAUGGGCUGGCAUUGCAGUGCUGUUGUGCAGUUCACACGACCAUUCUCAACAUAUUGUAAAUACUUGCCUAUUCUCACUACCAAGCAACACUAGAGGAUAUCGUUGUUACAAAUUUCCUGUUGCAGUCUGCAAAAUAAGUGUCGACUUUUAAUCUUUAUUAUUUUAUUUUAAUUUUCAUUUUCACGAACCAUCGGAGGAAGACCUCAAAGUAACAUCACUGUAAAUACAUUUUAUCCUACGAUGUUUCACUGAUACCAGGUUAGAAUCGCAGUCUCGGAGGAAACUAGUGUGUCAAGCGAGUUUUAACCUGACAUUUGAGCGUCACGUCCCUUGCCAAGAGUAGCGUUGUCCAAGCCUGCAGCCAUCGCAUGUAAGAUGGCGAGAGGAGCGAUUCUGGCAUGAUAUUCCUGAGGAUUCACACUACCUGGAGCCUGUUGGAUGCAUCUCUCCCUGUUUUUUUUUUUUUUUUUUUUUUUUUUUUUUUUUUUUUUUUUUACAUCGUCCUCCUCAUCACCCUAACGCCCCUGCUCACCCCACCCAUCCACCUACCCUUGACUCCACUCCCUAUGGGUUAGACGGUCAUUCGCCGCUCACCCAAGGCGCCCUCUCCUCUGUAAGCUCUAAGCCCUAUCCAUGCCACUCCAUGUAAAACAGACAGGAUCUAUAACAAAAGAUGAACGUUUUCGUGCUGUGUGUACAUAAUAUAUUCUGUGUAAACACGUGAACGAGUUGAUAUCAAAUUUUGAGCUAAUUUUAAUCCAGUUUCCUUUGUCCUCUUCCUCUUCCCUCACCCUCCUGCCGCCCCCAAUCGCUGUAUUUGUAUGAAAGGUGUGCAGCUCCCCGAGAUGUGAUGAACAUUUUUUGUAUGAAGUCUUCGUAUUGAAAACAAAAUAAAAAAUAAUACAAUAAACAAUAAGUGAAGCAUAAAUUAUUAAUGUUAAGCAGUGGACAUGCAUUCACGAAUAGACAACUUUGUUUUUGGUUGUUAGUAACCAUAUCACCACCCCAAUCGUUGUUGAUUUUUAUUAAUUUCGUAUUUUCUGUUUCUUUGCCAACUGUACAUGUUAAUACGAGUGACAUUCGCCCGCCACAUUUGGGAGGACUGCAAGUGCUGUAAGAUAAUUUCACUGCAUCCACGGUACUUUGUCCCUCCCUCCCCCCACCACCUACCCUCACACUGACAUCCAUAAAUCAUACAGUAUCCACGUGCUAGCAUUAUAAUUUAUUCUUGUGAGUCAGUGGAAGAUUAAUAAUAAUAAUAAAAAAAAUCUGUUUCCCACCAUAAAAGUAAGUCGUGGACUGGCGAGCUUGUUGUCCGUGGCGGCGCGGGUCUGACGUGGGGGCGGCCAGCGGGGACGGGUUGCUGGCUACCUCCACCCCACACCCUCGCGUCGGUCCGGCAACUGCCAGACCAUCGUGUUGAUGCUCAUGUGUUUGUAAGCACAGAAGAAAAUAAAGUCUGAUAUUGUGAUGA
This is a messenger RNA of Scylla paramamosain (green mud crab), 8840 nucleotides long. RefSeq names its product NGFI-A-binding protein homolog (gene nab). The transcript is spliced from 14 exons. NCBI's taxonomy places the organism in Eukaryota, Metazoa, Arthropoda, Malacostraca, Decapoda, Portunidae. The record is from RefSeq and is a predicted model, not a curated record. Gene Ontology annotation, cellular component: nucleus. Gene Ontology annotation, molecular function: transcription factor binding; transcription coregulator activity. Gene Ontology annotation, biological process: negative regulation of DNA-templated transcription. The coding region runs from base 1 to 2136 and encodes 711 amino acids.